Molecule: messenger RNA, 2580 nt
Organism: Panicum hallii
Lineage: Eukaryota; Viridiplantae; Streptophyta; Magnoliopsida; Poales; Poaceae
Product: vacuolar protein sorting-associated protein 52 A
Exons: 19
Coding region: 141-2312 (723 amino acids)
Biological process (GO): endocytic recycling; Golgi to vacuole transport; retrograde transport, endosome to Golgi
Cellular component (GO): GARP complex
Molecular function (GO): syntaxin binding
Source: RefSeq, a predicted model, not a curated record
CUGGUGUCUCCUCCAUUUCCCGGGGACCCUGUUCCCAGCCCGUCCGAUCCGACUCCAACCUCCACCGCCACCGGUGGCAGAUCCAGAUCGGAGCUAGACAGCCAGCCGACGCCGUCCGCCCCGGCGAUCUCCGACCCGAGAUGGAGGCCGUCCCCGCCGCGGAGGCCCUCGACGGGCACAAGGACAGGUUCGAUCUCGGGGUCUUCGUCGGCGACCUCGCCCUCGACGAGGAAGUCACCAGUGACGACGAGUCCCUGGAGGGGCUGCAGCAGGAGCUCGACGACUGCAAGAAUGACCAGGAGGUCGCGAACAUCCUGGCUAACGGCGUCAAGCUGCGCGAGUACACAAAAGGCGUCGAGAAUAAUAUACGCCAAAUUGAGCUGGAUUCUAUACAGGAUUACAUUAAGGAGAGUGAAAAUCUAGUUUCGCUGCAUGAUCAAAUUAUCGAUUGUGACAAUAUUUUGUCCCAAAUGGAGACGGUUCUGACUGGAUUCCAGACAGAAAUUGGUUCCAUAAGUUCAGAGAUAAAGGUCCUUCAGGAGAAGUCUAUGGACAUGGGAUUAAAGCUGAAAAAUCGUAAGGCUGCAGAGUCUAAAUUGUCAAAAUUUGUUGAGGAUAUAAUAGUACCUCCAAGAAUGAUUGGCAUAAUUGUUGAUGGAGAGGUCAAUGAUGAAUAUAUGAAAACACUUGAGACUCUAAGCAAAAAAAUCAAGUUCAUUGAUGCUGAUCCUAUGGUUAAAUCAUCCAAGGCUCUAAAAGAUGUUCAGCCUGAGGUUGAGAGACUACGGCAGAAAGCUGUCUCAAAGAUUUUUGAGUUUGUCAUCCAAAAGUUCUAUGCCUUGAGAAAACCCAAAACUAAUAUUCAGAUUCUACAGCAGAGUGUCCUUCUUAAGUACAAAUACACAAUAAUUUUCCUAAAGGAACAUGCUAAGGAGAUAUAUGCAGAAGUUCGUGCGGCAUAUAUUGAUACCAUGAAUAAGGUGCUAAGUGCACAUUUUCGUGCGUACAUACAAGCGCUAGAGAAACUACAGAUGGACAUAGCAACUUCAACUGAUUUACUUGGUGUUGAAACCAGAAGUACAGGCUUCCUUUUCUCCAUUGGAAAAGAAUCUCUGAAAACCCGUUCUUCAGUGUUUGCUUUGGGUGAACGAAUAAACAUAUUAAAGGAUUUGUUCUCUCAAACUGCCAAGUGCAACUAUAGUAGUGUAAAUUCUGUUUGCGCUUUCUGGUAUCAGGAAAUCGAUCAGCCAGCAUUGAUACCUCAUAUAGCUGAAGCAAAGUCACAAAAAUAUCCAUAUGAAGUUCUUUUCAGAAGCUUGCAGAAACUUCUUAUUGACACAGCCACUUCCGAGUACCUGUUCACCGAUGAUUUCUUCGGCGAAGAAUCUAUAUUCCAUGAUAUAUUUGCAGGUCCAAUUCAAGUGGUUGAUGAACAUUUCAAUGCUGUACUCCUGAACUGUUAUGAUGCAAUCGGAAUAAUGCUUAUGAUCAGAAUAAUUCAUCAGCACCAGCUCAUCAUGUUCAGGCGGCGAAUCCCAUGUUUGGACUCUUACCUAGACAAGGUUAAUAUGUCUCUCUGGCCUCGGUUCAAGAUGGUGUUUGACUUGCAUUUGAACAGCUUGCGAAAUGCAAAUAUUAAGACACUUUGGGAGGAUGAUGUCCAUCCACACUAUGUCACAAGGAGAUAUGCUGAAUUUACAGCUUCUCUAGUUCAUCUCAAUGUUGAACAUGGGGAUGGUCAGCUUGAUCUUAAUUUGGAGCGAUUGCGGAUGGCUAUUGAGGACUUGCUUGUUAAGUUGGCCAAGAUGUUCAGUAAACCGAAGCUGCAAACUAUUUUCUUGAUAAACAACUAUGAUUUAAUAAUUGCCAUUUUGAAGGAGGCUGGAACAGAGGGUGGGAAGGCACAACUCUACUUUGAGGAGGUUCUUAAGAGCAACAUUGCAAUAUAUGUGGAAGAGUUGCUCCAGGAGCAUUUCAGUGACUUGAUCAGAUUUGUCAAAACUCGUCCUGCGGAUGAAACGGCUACGAGUUCAGAGAAAGUCGGCAUUUCCGAAGUUGAACCACUGGUAAAGGAUUUCGCUAGCCGGUAUAAGGCUGCGAUUGAGCUGAUGCACAAAGACGUGAUCACGUCUUUCAGCAACUUCCUGUGCGGGAUGGAGAUCUUGAGGGCGGCGCUCGCCCAGCUCCUGCUGUACUACACCAGGCUCACCGAGUGUGCCAAGAGGAUCAACGGCGGCUCUGCUCUGAACAAGGACCUGGUGUCCAUAUCCUCCAUCCUGUUCGAGAUCAAGAAGUAUUCUAGGACCUUUUAGUUGCUUCACCCCCUUCCAUGUACACUAAGACGACUUGUUAAGGGGUAGCGGUGUAUUGUAGUGGCAAGUUGGCAUGUGCUACUGCAGAUGAAACAAGAGCAUUUUGUUGUGAUUUGUAGCUCCGUCGGUGUUAUUUGGCCCCUACCCUUUUCCAUCACAGAACCACAGCCUUCAUGCUGUUGUUAUAUUAUAGUGUAUACGCUCGAGAUAUUUGCCAUGCUGAUAUAUGUAUCAAACGUUACCGCUUAAUGCAACUCUCUUACAAGAA